This is a messenger RNA of Toxoplasma gondii ME49, 3405 nucleotides long. RefSeq lists its product as hypothetical. The transcript has 2 exons. The coding region runs from base 884 to 2731 and encodes 615 amino acids. Lineage: Eukaryota; Apicomplexa; Conoidasida; Eucoccidiorida; Sarcocystidae. The record is from RefSeq and is a predicted model, not a curated record.
AAAACACAGAAUGCUCACAUCCGUUCGUCAUUUAUCCAUCCACCAUAUGUGUGCCCCUUGUCUGCAAUGUUACCUGAAUGCAUGCGAUAUGGCACUGCACGGACUUUGGAACAGAAACAUUCUAACUCCUUGUGUCAAUGUUCGACUCAAUUUUUUUCUUUCUAGCAGGGUUCUAUCUUAACAAGUGUCUCUUGCCUAUUCAGUGAGCACAGAACUGCAGGAUGGCAGUCCUGUCCCCCUAGGAAAGCAGCUUGGGCAACCACUGCCACGGUGGAGGGCACCUGCAGCGGUGGGUCCCCCGUGGAAACAAGAACAAGACGAGAGAUCCGGCGCCUGCACGGUGCUUUUCAGUCCAGCUUCUCCCCGUUUUUGCUCCUAGUUCCCAUAUACUCCUUCACUAGUAUCUUCAACAUCAGCUGCUGCCUGAAGCACCAAUGUCGUCGUUGGUCGUCCACGUCAAGGCAGGUCACAUCAGGUGUAUGGUGGACUUUCCAUCUGUGUAAAUCUGCUACGGGCCGUUUUCCCGAUAGUCUAUCCCGGAUUGCUUUUUCUACAAGGCUGACGCUCAUCAUGGUCCGCUCCGCGGCAGCACAUUGAUACUGUCAUUCGCAGCUGUAUCUUCGACGAGUAUCGUUUACAACAGCUGCUACAACCAGGUCGGUCGCCGGCGCUCCAGCGGCGGUUCUAAAUUAACGCAGUGAACAAGGAGCAGCAAAACUGUCCAGCAGGUGCAUCCGAAUGGCAUUUUGGCGUCUCUGUUCCCUAUAAGAACGCGAAUCGAGGAACCAAUCUGUCGACGGUGCAUAGAGACCGAAAGCCCUCCCGCCCUGAUAUUGAGAAAUCCGACAUUUGUGUUCGAGAAGGGCUCCAGACAGAAGCCACAAUGGACGAAAACGAAGAAGCUCCACAGAGUGAAGCUGUCGAGUGCGAAUACUACGUGUGGGACCCGGCUACUCAGCAGUAUGCACGGACAGAUCCACACACUGGAGAGGCGCUUCUACGUGACCCACAGUACAUGCAGUGCCACUUCCACCUGGUUGAACCCCCCGAGGACCGAGGGCUCGUAUCGGGUGUCCAGUCACCCCACAAGCAACUUCCGUACGAUCUCCGGACGCAAUGUGCAGGCGUAAGCGAAACAGCGUCUGCGAGUGCUGCGCGAGAAACGAUCGUGGACGUGAUGCGGGAGGCGGAAUCAGCAGGCAAACAGGCGGCAGAAGCCCAGUUGGUUGAAACCUCAUGUGAAUCUGAGUCUCAUGACCACGUCACAUUACGCGACGGCCCAGAAACGGAGGCGCUGGCUUCGUCACUCUACCAGUUUCCGUCACAAACCGCACCUGCGAAGCACUCUCAUUCCUGUCGGAGACAGUGUGACGGGCUGAUACAAGGGGACCCCUCGUCGCCUGCCACAGGUGAACAGAACGAUCAUUCUCGCUCUCCCAAGUCAUGUAGUACCCGUAUGAGCUGUCAUCACUGUGCCAGGAUUCCUCAUUGCGAACAAUUAAAAAGCGAAACGGGCCCGUUCUCUGUCCUGGCCUCUCCCGAGGCCUUCGGCGCACUCCCCCAUCGCGCGUGUCUUGCAACAGAUGAAACAGAUGUAACGCACUCCUCUGUAGUUUGUAUCAGUUGCAUGUGUGAACACAUGGUAGACAAUUUCGUUCCUCCGCAAGAGAGCAAAUCUGGGCUGAUCAAAAGAAACCAUUGGCAACGUGCCAACUACGUGCUACACGGGACCAACGCAGGAAAAACGCGUGAGGUCACGGGUGGCAUGAAAAGGGAUCAUAUAAACGGAUUUGAGUGUGGAGCGCAACGUUAUCAUCUUCCGUCGGCCGGCAUGCGCCCUUCACGUGAGAACGUAACUCGGCAGUCACCGACCGCGAAGAACGGUCGUUACGCCGAGACAACGCAUAUCCAUGAGGACAGCACUGAGGACAAGUGGGAAGGUGUUCAUGAUAAGCUGGACAGACAGACAGAUCGCGAAGAGUUAUGGUAUGAACCUGAAGAGCAGUCUGCAGAAGAAAUAGUGGGGACAACCGGAUCCUGCUACGAAGAAAGACCUGAUGUCAUUGGUAAGUCGAUACGGUCUGGACACACGGGGCUGUCGACGAGUCGACCAUGGGGAGUUGCUUCGACUCGCGCUACGAGUACUUUGAAGAAUCCGCUUCGAGGAGGUCUGUCUGAGGGGAAACUGGAAAACAUGCGUGCCCGUCUGCGGGUUGCGGAGCAUGUAGCGGCUGUGUCAUCAUCGUGGAGAAGGCCGUCGAUGAGCUCAUCUUCGCCGAACGCUUUCUCAGCGGUCUCGCGCCUUACGGGUACCGGAAAACCAAAUCUUUCCUCAAGGAACCACCUUGAACGGACAGAAGAGCCCUCCAGAGACACUAGUUGGCUCCGCUUGAAGACCACUGGAGUCCGGAAUGCUGAGGGUGUCUGUGGGGGAGCGCGGUGGCUUCCUGCCAAAUUGACUUCUCAGGCAGAAGGACCUCCAGGGCGAAGACUGCGGCAGCAUGACCCAGUCAGUCGGGGCUGUCAGUUACGUGCUGCUUGGGACGGUGAUCCGUUCCUUCGGCAACAGAAGCGUGCACAGUUUGAUAUGAAGGCUUACGAUACGUGGCUCCGUAACAAUGGGCAUUUGCUCCGAGCGAAAGCGUUGGAGCUGCAACGCGAAGAGCAGCGCCUCAUGUUGUUGAUGAUGCAACAGCAAUACCCGGGAAACAGAAAGGCGUCGGUUAUAUGAAAUAGUUGCCCGUUCUUUCAAGAUACUUCUCUUUUACACGAAACAAGCACCAUAAAAUGAACUGAGCAUUUGCACUGGCAAAUGUGACAGCGUGCUGCUCAUCAGUGGCCUUCGUUGAUUGUCUUCUGUGUACUCCACGAUAUUCUCUACUUGAAGACCUAGGGCUGUGAUGGCGGGGGGGGGGGACAACAUUCGUUUAGUACGGGUGACUGCUAAUCAUCUUCUCAAGAAGGCGUGAACUGCUACCGCCGCGAAUCUUCCCCCGUUUCUAACAGGCUUUUUGACACUUGAAGGUUAUACGCAUGCGUGUAUGAGUUGUCUCCCUAUGGAUGCUUAGAGCCCCUGAUUUACGCAGGCGGUGCAUGACUGAACUUAGUUGCUCCUUCCAAAAAGGAGAGCAUUCGACAGCACCCGUUGAACAGCCCAUUGUAACAUUCGUGUGACGAUCAUUUGCCUGAUUCUUUGCGGAGUGUCGAUUGUGGUACAGUGCAAAUGGCCACGGCGGGUAUCGCACCCAGCACAAAAGUAGAUCGCACCAGCAAAUACAAGGGGUAUAUCUUUUGUUUUCGAUACAGUUGGACUGCUGCAUCGGUGGCUGCUGCUUGCCGCAAAAAGUGGAACAGCCAUGUGACAGGCCGCCAACAGGUCACGUUGCAACACAUCGUAAACGCGGA